Molecule: messenger RNA, 906 nt
Organism: Pan troglodytes (chimpanzee)
Lineage: Eukaryota; Metazoa; Chordata; Mammalia; Primates; Hominidae
Gene: HOXB1
Product: homeobox B1
Biological process (GO): regulation of transcription by RNA polymerase II
Cellular component (GO): nucleus
Molecular function (GO): RNA polymerase II cis-regulatory region sequence-specific DNA binding; DNA-binding transcription factor activity, RNA polymerase II-specific
Source: RefSeq, marked provisional
AUGGACUAUAAUAGGAUGAAUUCCUUCUUAGAGUACCCACUCUGUAACCGGGGAUCCAGCGCCUACAGCGCCCACAGCGCCCCAACCUCUUUUCCCCCAAGCUCGGCUCAGGCGGUUGACAGCUAUGCAAGCGAGGGCCGCUACGGUGGGGGGCUGUCCAGCCCUGCGUUUCAGCAGAACUCCGGCUAUCCCGCCCAGCAGCCGCCUUCGACCCUGGGGGUGCCCUUCCCCAGCUCCGCGCCCUCGGGGUAUGCUCCUGCCGCCUGCAGCCCCAGCUACGGGCCUUCUCAGUACUACCCUCUGGGUCAAUCAGAAGGAGACGGAGGCUAUUUUCAUCCCUCGAGCUACGGGGCCCAGCUAGGGGGCUUGUCCGAUGGCUACGGAGCAGGUGGAGCCGGUCCGGGGCCAUAUCCUCCGCAGCAUCCCCCUUAUGGGAACGAGCAGACCGCGAGCUUUGCACCGGCCUAUGCUGAUCUCCUCUCCGAGGACAAGGAAACACCCUGCCCUUCAGAACCUAACACCCCCACGGCCCGGACCUUCGACUGGAUGAAGGUUAAGAGAAACCCACCCAAGACAGCGAAGGUGUCAGAGCCAGGCCUGGGCUCGCCCAGUGGCCUCCGCACCAACUUCACCACAAGGCAGCUGACAGAACUGGAAAAGGAGUUCCAUUUCAACAAGUACCUGAGCCGGGCCCGGAGGGUGGAGAUUGCCGCCACCCUGGAGCUCAAUGAAACACAGGUCAAGAUUUGGUUCCAGAACCGACGAAUGAAGCAGAAGAAACGCGAGCGAGAGGGAGGUCGGGUCCCCCCAGCCCCACCAGGCUGCCCCAAGGAGGCAGCUGGAGAUGCCUCAGACCAAUCGACAUGCACCUCCCCGGAAGCCUCACCCAGCUCUGUCACCUCCUGA